UUCAGGUUACGGGCAGCAUCAGUAGCACCACUAGCACCACUAGCACCACCAGCACCACUAGCAUAUCCAGAAUCACCAUGAAGCUGUACGUUUGCGUUUCGCUGGCCCUUUUGGCCAUUGCGGCCCCAGUUCCCUCGGACGCCCUGUUGGGCGCCAAGUUGGCCCUCCUGAAGGCCAUUGGCGGUGGUCUGGGUGGCGGCAGCUCCACGGGCAGCGGUGGUGGCUACGGAGGCAGCGGCUAUGGCAGCGGUGGAUACUCCGGCGGCUACAAUCAGGGAUACUACAGCCAGCCCAGCCGCCCGGUCUACAAUUCCGGAUACGGCAGCUCCUCCUCAUCAUCCUCCUCUGCCAGCAGCUACGGUGGUGGUUAUGGCGGUGGCAAUGGGGGCGGCUAUGGCGGUGGUUACGGCGGUGGCGAGCAGGUGAUCAAGGUCAUCAAGGUGGUGGAGCAGCCCUCUUACGAUUACGGACGUUCGGCCGGCUAUGGUGGCAACUAUGGAGGAUACUCGUCGAGCGCCUCUUCCAGUGCCAGUUCCAGUUCCUACUCAGCCCCAGCUCCCGCUGUGACCUAUUCCGCUCCUGCUCCCGCUGUGACCUACUCCGCUCCUGCUCCCGCCGUGACCUACUCCGCUCCUGCUCCCGCUGUGACUUACUCAGCUCCUGCUCCCGCUGUGACCUACUCCGCUCCUGCUCCCGUGGUGCGUGUUCAGGCUGCUCCUGCAGUGACCUACUCCGCUCCAGCUCCAGCUCCAGUUACCUACUCCGCCCCAGCUCCCGCUGUGACCUAUUCCGCUCCUGCUCCCGCUGUGACCUACUCCGCUCCAGCUCCGGCUCCCGUGGUGCGUGUUCAGGCUGCUCCCGCUGUGACCUACUCCGCUCCAGCUCCGGCUCCAGUGGUGCGUUAUGCGGCCCCAGCACCGGCGCCCAUCAACUACGCUCCUGUUUCCUACGCUCCGCAGCCGCAAAGCCAGCAGGUGGUGAAGACCAUCAAGCUGAUUGUGGAUGAGGAUCGUGCUCCGGCCCAGGUCUACGGCCCACCGGCCGUGGACUCCAGCUACUCCAGCGCCUCCUCCUCCGCUUCCGCCUCCGCCGGAGGUUACAAUGGUGGCUACAACGGUGGUUACAACGGUGGCUACAACGGUGGCUACAAUGAUGGUUCCAAUGCUGGAUUCUCUGGCGGUUUCGGUGGCGGCUGGAAGCGUGGCGGCAUCUUGGAGAAGCUGGUCGGCUGCUAGGCCCUAGAAACUUAAAGCCAAUGGCACUUAGGCAUCCAAUAAAUCCAAAUCCUAACCUAACCGUACUCAACUAUUUUUUUUCUAGUUAUAAAACGAAUAAUUGUAUUUUUUUGUUCGAUCGAUGUGUACAUAAAAUAAAUCAAUAUACCCGAUA
Messenger RNA from Drosophila subpulchrella, 1389 nucleotides. Its product is annotated as probable ATP-dependent RNA helicase ddx17. The transcript has a single exon. The record is from RefSeq and is a predicted model, not a curated record. Lineage: Eukaryota; Metazoa; Arthropoda; Insecta; Diptera; Drosophilidae. Gene Ontology annotation, molecular function: transcription coactivator activity. Gene Ontology annotation, cellular component: RNA polymerase II transcription regulator complex. The coding region runs from base 78 to 1235 and encodes 385 amino acids. Gene Ontology annotation, biological process: positive regulation of transcription by RNA polymerase II.